This is a messenger RNA of Nannospalax galili (Upper Galilee mountains blind mole rat), 634 nucleotides long. RefSeq names its product HLA class II histocompatibility antigen, DP alpha 1 chain-like. The record is from RefSeq and is a predicted model, not a curated record. Gene Ontology annotation, biological process: immunoglobulin production involved in immunoglobulin-mediated immune response; antigen processing and presentation of exogenous peptide antigen via MHC class II; positive regulation of T cell activation. Gene Ontology annotation, cellular component: MHC class II protein complex. NCBI's taxonomy places the organism in Eukaryota, Metazoa, Chordata, Mammalia, Rodentia, Spalacidae. The transcript has 3 exons. Gene Ontology annotation, molecular function: MHC class II protein complex binding. The annotation marks the transcript as partial.
CCCGUCCGGGGAGCUCCUGUCUGAGUUUGAUAAAGAUGAGAUAAUGCACAUGGAUCAGGACAAGGAGACCGUCUAGUAUCCGCCAUCAUUUCAACAAUCCCUUUCCUUGGAUGCUCAUGUCGGGCUGACCAAUAUCGCGGUGAUAAAGUCAAACUUGCAUACCAUGGUCCGGUUGUCCAGCCACACUCAGGCUCUCAAUGAGCCUCCUGAAGUGACCGUGUUUCCCAAGAACCCUGUGGAGCUGGGCCAGCCCAACGUCCUCAUCUGCCACAUCGACAAGUUCUCCCCCCCCAUGCUCAAUGUCACGUGGCUGAGAAAUGGACAGCCCUUCACUGAAGGAACUUCUGAGACCAUUUUUCUGCCCAGAAUGGACAACAGGUUCUAUAAGUUCCACUACCUGCCAUUCAUUCCCAUGGCUGAGGACUUCUAUGACUGCCAGGUGGAGCACUGGGGCCUGGACCAGCCGAGCGUCACUCACUGGGAGGCACAGGAGCCAAUCCAGGUGACUGAGAUGACGGAGACUGUGGUCUGUGCCCUGGGCCUGGUGGUGGGUCUGGUGGGUGUCAUCGUUGGCACCGUGCUCAUCCUAAGGGCUCUGCACUCCAGGCGAGACACCCUGGGCCCAGUGACCCAU